ACACGAAAUAAGUCCCUCUUUAUUCACUCCGGGUGUGUGUCCACCAGCUGCAUCCAUGCAGUGGCUAGGCACUGGAGGGAAGAGGAGGAGCAGGGAGGGGGAGAGCCAGGUGACCAACCCCAAUUCUGGUAGCCCACAUCAAAGGUAUCUUCUCACCUGCCCAUGAUUCCUUAUGGCUACUAGAGCUGUGGAAUGCUGUGAGGACUUCACUGGCCCCAUAGUCAUAGACAGAAUCUGUUUGGGACUAUUUUCAGCGGAAGGAUAUACUUCAUCUAUAAAAGAGUUUACACGUCUUCCACAAUGAAUCCUGUUUACAGCCCCGUCCAACCUGGGGCUCCUUAUGGAAACCCGAAGAACAUGGCCUAUACCGGUUAUCCCGCUGGGUAUCCCACAGCUGCCCCUACCUACAACCCAAAUAUGUAUCCGACCACCAGCCCUGGUUACGCCCCAGCUACACUUCUGAUGAAACAGGCCUGGCCUCAGACAUCGUCCUCUUGUGCCACGGAGGGUACCUUUCACCUCCCAGUGGACACUGGGACAGAGAACAGAACUUACCAAGCUUCAUCCGCAGCAUUCAGGUAUACCACUGGGACCCCCUACAAGGUCCCUCCUACCCAGAGCAACAAUGCACCUCCUCCGUAUUCUCCAUCUCCAAAUCCUUACCAAACUGCGAUGUACCCCAUCCGAAGUGCCUAUCCACAGCAGAACCUGUAUGCUCAGCAGGGAGCAUAUUACACACAGCCUGUGUAUGCGGCACAGCCUCACGUCAUCCAUCACACCACUGUGGUCCAGCCAAACAGCAUCCCCUCUGCUAUUUAUCCAGCUCCUGUGGCUGCCCCAAGGACUAAUGGCGUGGCCAUGGGGAUGGUAGCUGGGACCACCAUGGCAAUGUCAGCAGCUCCUGCCCCGCCCCCUCCUCCCCCAGUGAAGGUCUGUUUCUUUGGUUACAACACGGGUGCAACUUUGCACAUUGUUGGAGGCACUCUGCUGACCACUCCUCAACACACUGCAAUUGGAGCACAUCCAGUCUCUGUGCCAACGUACAGGGCUCAAGGGACCCCUGCCUACAGCUACGUACCUCCACACUGGUAAUCUCAUUGGCCAAUCCAUAUCUGGAGUCAAACAUUGUAUGCAACAACUCAACUCUUACAUCGGUGCCGGAGCAGCAGCCCUAAGGCACCAAGUCUGUCAGCAAGGACGACAACAACAACAGAAGUGCAAGGGUCACUUUAUGCAUUCUGUAGGGAUUUGGGUUUUUUUUAAGUUUAUGUUUUUUUAGUUGACUUUGUAAAAGCCACUUCCCUACCAUUGGCCUCACCAUCUCGCCUCUUCUUUGCUUUCUCUGCUUCCCUCCCUCAAAAUUGUUUCAUGCCAUUUACUGAUGCUGAGCAAUAGCCCUGCUUCUAUCAAGCCCCCUCCUCCCCCAGUCUGCAUUUCACUGUCCCUCAGUUCAGUGCUGCAGGUGUCUCCCGGUGCUGUGCAUUUCAUCCAGAGCCCGUUUUGGUUUUUAUACUAGCAAGAAUGAUUGACUGCUGAUGUUCAGGGUUACAGAGUGAAAAAGCACAGCACUGGCAGGCAGGCAGGCAGGCAGGCUCCUUCCCAUUUCAGCUUCAUUAAUAUCUACCUACCUGCCUACCUAUUUGUCUAUAUCUAUAUAUUCAACAUUUAUUUCAUCUUCCAUAAUGUGAAACAAGAAAAUUGGCGUCUUCCAGAUAGGUGUUGGCAUUAGACUUACAGUUCAUUAUCUGCGUUGAAACGUGGAGCUCAUUCCUUCAUUUACAGGAGCAGAAGGAUGAAUGGCAUGUGACGCCCUCUUGUGUCAAAGGAAGCAGGAAGGCUAUGAAUCAUCCAGAGGGUUUGCUUGUUUUUAUUUUUAAAUGGUGGCAUCCCUGUCUUCUCCUGCACAACAGGAAGAGGAAAAGCAGAGGAGUCGGCUGGCUGCUUGCAUAGGAUCUUAAAUGAGCAAGAGCCAUUCUGUUGAUGUUUACAGCAAUUUAACUGUGUUCCCGAUUCAAAGAGGAGAGUGAUUGGGAGAGGUCGGUCAGGCGAGAGAGGGAGACAUGGUAACCUUUUGCAGGCAAGCAGGGCAGCUCCGUGGAUGUUUUCAACUGUUGGGCUCAAGUAGUUGCUUCCACGGGGUGCAACAAGGAGAAACCGAGUGGCCAAUGGCCUGGGAUGCCUGGUGUCUGUUUCUUGGCCAAUCCACUCAGCCAGACUAAGGAAAACUGAAUUUAAAUCAAGUGAAAUGUUCCUUCCCCCAGUCAGCUUCUUUAGUUUGGCACAUGAUGAAGUAUCCCUGUUGUUUGGUUACACGUAAGUCCUCCACCUCAUGUCUGCCACAAUCUCUCUCGACACUCGAUUCACCCAAGGCACGUUCCUGACACACUAGUUUGGUUGUGUGAAUUGGCCCAAGGAAGCAGGGAGCUGAUUGUGGGUUUGGGAAAAGAGGGUUUGACUUCUUUGUAGGGUAUAAACUCGAAUGAAUGCAGCUAGCCACUGGUGUGACUGGAGAGGUUAAGGGUGCAUCGCUGCAGGACUGAAGACAGAGGGGCAGUGUCUUUUCAUUUCCAUGUCUGAAGUACAGCAUAACUCAGUGGGCAGGCAGGGGUCUCCUCUUUGAGAUGGUGGCCCCUGGGACAAAAGGGUGGCAACGGGUCAGGCAGGAGGAAAAGGCAGGAUGCAUCAUGGCAAGGGCGGUCCACAGCAAGCAAAGAUGAAACAUGGGAGAGCCCAAACGAGAGGUAGUUGGGAAGUCUUAGCUACAGGCAAGGCUCAGCCGCUCUAAAUGGGAUGUGUGUGCGUCUGUCUGGGCAGUGUAGCAAAUUUCUGAGAGAUGCAUGUAUAGCUAGGGGCCAUUCAGCAGAACUGUCAUGCCAACGUUUGUUUGCUUUCAGCCAAGCACUGAGAGAAUUGAAUGAGGGGCUCCUUUCCUCACCCUCUCCUCUAGGCUCCUUUAUUGCCCUAAAGGGGCACAAGCUGUAACAGGCGGGUGUGUCACUGCCCAACAUCUCUGUGAAGUUUUAGUUUGGAUCCCUUUGUGCUGUGUGUGUGUGUGUGUGUCUCCUGCUGGGGUCUUUUUGGGGUAUAUAAGGUGAUACUGUAGGGUGUAGGGCAGGGUGGGAAUUCCACGUCUCAGGAUUGGGAUCUGGGCUGGUGGAGAAAAGUUCAUGGCUGAGAAGUUCCAUCCUGAUGAAAUUGCAGAUCUCCCCCAUUUGCCGGUGAUGCUCCUGUGAUCCUCUUCAUUCAGUGCUGGGCUAAUGGAGCUUGGUCUCACGUGGCUGCUGGUAAAAGGUGCCUGGGGAGAGCUUUAAUCUGAAGGGUACACCAUUCCAGCACACUAGAGCAGGGGCAGCUGACGUGGUGCCCUGCAGAUGUUGUUGGUCUCCCAUCUUCCAUCAGCCCCGGCCAGCAUGGCCAAUGGUCAGGGAUAAUGGGGAUUUAGCGCAACAACAUCUGAGGGCACCUUGUUGGCUACCCCUGCCCCGGAGAAACAGCAAGGCCCAGAAAGUAUUUGCCAAACCAGAGGCGAUUAAAUAGAAAACUGUCAGAGGAAUGGUGUGGUGGAGUGGAAAUAACAUUUUUGCAUCUGUGGGGAUGCCAUUCCGUGCUUUCUCCAUAUUUCAGGUAAAGAGUCUGUUGCGUGCUCAUAGCUCUAUGCCUAGUAAGCUGUGGCUGGUUCGUGAAGAGUCAGGAUUCUGCCUUCUGGCUCUUGGGCAUUUGGUCCCUGGGUGGCACCUGAAGCAGGUCCCAUCGGCUGUACAGGCUGCAGGUAGUUGAGAUCAGAGGAGAUGGGCUGGGAUGGAGUUAGCAGCGCUGGCGAGGGGCCCAGGACAGCAUUUGAAACCGAACGCAAUGGGUGGGGUGGGUGGAUUUGCAGGCUAGUACAUCUGCCCGGGAGCAAGAGGCAGGGAAGGAAGCAGGGGGCAGGGGCAGCCUCGUGGCGAUGCAGCGGGGGGAGCACAGUGGGUCUUAGUGCUUCCUAGGAGGCAGCAGUAUAAAGCCAAUUGUGAGUCUCAGAUGAGGACCCUGGCCCGUGCCACGUGUAUCCUGCCAUGAAUUCAUGCUGACCAGCACGUCUGAUGGCCCAGAAAGUUAGAGGCACAGAUCCGUUAGACGGCACCAUGCAAGUGGAGAGCGCUGCUGAAGCCUAGCAACAUUUUAGGUCAAUAAACUGGAAUGAAUGAAGAUGCAGUGCUUGUGGGCUCCACCUAGCCUUUCUUGAUUUCCUUGUUUGCUCUUGCCCCAGAAGCAAGACUUUGUGUGUACUCAGUCACUCUGGCUACCUGCAGCUAGAACCAUUGUGUUGAAGGGUCUUCUGGCAGGACAGGCCACAGAGCAGCUAAAGAAAAGGUCAACCUGAAGACCUUUCCCAUUUGGAAGCCUCCAUUUUCAGAGCAGACGUAGCAAGGGUAGCCUUUCUGCCGGCAUAUUUCCAUGGUGCCCUGCCCUGCCCUAUUUGCUUGACACUGGUUCCCCCCCCACCCAGAUGGCGGUCAAUUUGUGACAUGUAAAGCACGGAAGCCUUGCUGCUGGCAGGGACCUCGAAGAAGGCUAAAAAAAGGUAGGCUGUGAGAGUUUUCCUGGGUGAUGCCUUUUAGUCAAUACGUCUCUUUUAUUGCACAGAACAAAGGCAAUCGUUUGAAAAUUAUGUUUAAUUCUAAUAAUUGUGGCUAUUUCAUUUAAUGGAGGGACCUGGAAAAAAAUUAAUUCCUCCCAAACAAUUUUGGGAUCCUUUUUACAAGCACUUUUGGCCAUCUCAUCAGAAUGGUGGGUGGUGAGGAAUCCCUCUAUGCCGAAGGCGGCUUGCUUUCUCCCAUGGAGCUGUGCCAAAAGGAGCCAGCCAGGAGCCAGGCGUCAGAAUUUGGCUCUUGUCAUGCCUUCCCUGGGGCACCUCUCCAUAAAAAGGCAAGAGAAGUAUCAGUAGUUGGGAGAGAGGAUAGGAAUUUGGAAGGCAGCCCUCCACUCUUGACACAGGAUAUUGACCCGCAGGCAACCUUGAAGAUCCUUCCUCAUCUCUAGAGCACUUUCUGCCUAUACAAAUGGCUUCUACCAUUCUCUGCCCUGCAGCCAUCCUGCGAGUCGAGAAAGUGUGGAAGGGAGUAACUUCGGCAAGGUGACCCAGUAUCCUUUAUGGCCAAGCAGAGAGAUGAGCUCAUCUCCCCCAUAUCGAAAGGUGGGCAGUGGCCUCCGGGGGCCCUUCCCAGGAGACAGAUACUUAGACAAGAGAAUCUGCACAGGGCUGAGAAGCCACUGAGCCAAAUUCUGCUGCCUGGGUUUGUACGGUGCCCUAGUUCUGUGCAAGUUGUCGACAGAGGGGGUGGACCUUUAUUUUUCACCGAUGGCCUCAGUUUGCACCCUCUUUAUAAGUGCUCCCCCUUCUAGCAAUUCGCACUGGAUCCGCUUGGCAGGAGCUGAGGCUUCAUUAGAAUCUGGCCUUAUGAAGGUAGCUUGAAGUAAUUGGGAUCCAAUGUUUAAAUAAUACAAGUAGUCUUUGGAGCUCUGUUUGUAUAUAACUGUAUAGAGUAUAUACUUUUAAACUUGAUUGGAAAGCAGUUGGACAAAGCAGUGCUAGGCAGAGGAAGUCAUGGUGGGCACUGAAGGGCCAUGGAACAACGUGCGCCAUUAAGUCGUGGGUGGGUGGGUCUGCAUGCACGUGCUUGAGUUGUGGCCAGAUACGGAAAAGGGGAGAUUUUCUUGUCUGCCAUCUUUUGUCGGUUCUGUUGGCACUGUCUUUGCAUCUUCAUUGUUGUUUUUACAUUUCAAAGCAUCCAUUAUUGUACAUUUGCAGUGAUUAACAUCCCUUCCCCAUCAAUAAUGAAACACAGAAAGCAUUGUGACAAAUUCCCCCAGUGCUGAUUACUGCUGUUAACUAACCCCACAGGUAACCCUUACUUUAAAACAUGUACUGUAACUCAAGACUUGGAAAAGAUCAAUCAAUAAACAAAUGCAUAUUAA
Molecule: messenger RNA, 5955 nt
Organism: Rhineura floridana
Lineage: Eukaryota; Metazoa; Chordata; Lepidosauria; Squamata; Rhineuridae
Gene: FAM168A
Product: family with sequence similarity 168 member A
Exons: 10
Coding region: 301-1092 (263 amino acids)
Biological process (GO): positive regulation of base-excision repair
Source: RefSeq, a predicted model, not a curated record